Molecule: messenger RNA, 685 nt
Organism: Tarenaya hassleriana
Lineage: Eukaryota; Viridiplantae; Streptophyta; Magnoliopsida; Brassicales; Cleomaceae
Exons: 1
Coding region: 58-651 (197 amino acids)
Molecular function (GO): enzyme inhibitor activity
Source: RefSeq, a predicted model, not a curated record
UACACACUUGAAAAAAAAAAUCAAUCUCGCAAUAUUAAACAUUAAUUAUAACACAAAAUGUACACGUCCCUACCAAUAAUCUUAACCUUCUCCCUCCUCCUCCUACCACCGUCCUCUUCCUCCGCCACCGCAACCACCUGCCGGAAACCUCCGUCAGUCUCGACCUCAACCGCCACGUGUCCCUUGCCGUCGGACCUAAUCCUAACCGCUUGUAACGGCACGACCGCUUCUCUCUCCGACCUGGAAGAGUCCUGCAUCCAAACCCUAGCCUCCGACUACCGCACCGCCUCCGCAACCACCGCGUCGGAGAUGGCCACCGCAGCAACGUCGGUGGCCCUGGAGAAGGCCGAGCGCACGGCCGAGCUGAUCGGGUGGCCGAAGAAACCGGCCUUCAAGAGCUGCGCGGAGAGCUACGUGGAAGUGGUCGAGGCGCUUAGGAAUGCGGAGAGGUUGCUUGCGAAACACGGCAGCGGCGACCGUGAUGACGUGGAGGAUGCUGACGUGGAACUAGGGAUGGCCCGUGAGGCUGUGGACUACUGCGAUCUGUUGUUGACGGUGAAUAAAGACGACACGGCCUCCCCGGUUUAUGCGGCGAACAGAGAGGUUUAUGGUCAUGUGAUAUUCGCCAUGAGUGUUGCUGAUUUGUUGUAGUGCCCAACGAUUUUUUUUUUUUUUUUUUUUGUAG